Messenger RNA from Eucalyptus grandis, 1026 nucleotides. Its product is annotated as ATP-dependent DNA helicase 2 subunit KU80-like. The transcript has 5 exons. NCBI's taxonomy places the organism in Eukaryota, Viridiplantae, Streptophyta, Magnoliopsida, Myrtales, Myrtaceae. Bases 472 to 780 code for a protein of 102 amino acids. The record is from RefSeq and is a predicted model, not a curated record.
CAAAAACGAAACACUUUUGAUUCACUACCGUCUCUUUCGUUCGUGCCCUACCCGAAACAAGCUCUCCCUUUUCCGGCGUCUCUCACAAGUUCACCACUGGCUGACUCUCCGGCGCCUCCCACUCAGUUGACUCUUCGGCGACUCUCCACUCGGCUGACUCUCCGGCGCUGACAGCUGCUGCUCCUUCAUCGGCUGAAGCUUCUGAAUCGAGGUGUCGAGGAUGAAGUAGAAAGGCGGAGGAUGAAGUAGAAAGGCGGAAGAUGCAGUGUGUGCAUAGUCUCAUCCAAAUUACACAAGAUUUACUUCUUUUUUUAAGCUCAAGGCAACACGAAAAACACUACUCAUAUUUUAGUGAAAUGACACAGAUUCUUCAAAUAUCAUGAGGCACCAUUACAUGAAGGAUGUAAACAUUUCAUCGCUGAUCUUGGUGACCAGAAUGCCAUUGUUGCAGUUUCUGCUUUAGCUAGAGCAAUGAAGGAAAUGCAUAAAGUAGCCAUUCUAUGCUGUGUGUGGAGGCAAGGGCAAGGAAAUGUUGUUGUGGGGGUUUUGACACCAAAUGUUUCUGACAAUGAUCACGUGGAACUGAAGCAGUUCAAUGAUUUCUUGCACCAGCUCUACAAAUUCUGCCUGCAAAACGAUCUUCGGAGUUUCUGCGAUUUCCUUGCCACCAAAGUGUUCACUUUGAUCUCCAAGACCAAAGCCACAGACAGCGACGUCACAAAGGAAGAGGCUAGAAGCUUUUUGGUGAAAAAGCGAGCUGAAGCCAGAAUGAGAAUUUAGUUUCGUCUCUUCAAUGGUCAUGACGAGUAGUUUCAAUCCCAUGAUCAUGUCGAUCAUUUUGUCCGUUGGGCAAGAUUAUUGUAAAUAGAUGGCGAUGAGAUCAUAUUUAGCAGUAUGAUGUUUAGCUAUUUGUACAGUUUGUUCUGCCUGUGCUAAAUCUCAAGGGUGAUGGGGUCUGCUGGUACUUUAAAUUGUGUAUAAGUUGAACAUUCUUUCAGCCUCCUAAAGAUCUCUCCGCACUCCUUA